AUGGUUCGACGUGCAUCGAUGUGCCGCAGAGCGGCGGAGUGUGACGCAACCUGCUGCUGUGAUCCGUCAUGCACGACGCUGGUGAAAGUGCGCUUUGCCUACUGCAACACGCCAGACAUCAAGCCCUGGCGCAGGUGCGUGUACGACGACUUCUUCGUCACCAACGAGGGCAGGAACCAGGCCAUCCAAGUAGCAGAGGACAGCAGCAUCGCGUGCGUGCUGGUCGACAACACAAAUGACCGCAUCUCGUUCAGAGAGCCGCGCACGCCGCUCAAUGACGCCGCGUUCCAGGCAUUCGCAGACGCUGCACGCCCCCGCCCCAUAUCCUUCAGCCUCGAGACGCUGCAGUACACGCCGGAGGCCAAGACCCUUUCCAGUUUUACGUCACGUAUGGCGGGAUCGUGUACAUCAUGCAGGACAGCACGACGCUCACACCGCUUCAUGCAGGACAGCACGACGCUCACACCGCUGCCAUUUCCCGCCGACACGCUGCAGGAAGGGGAGGUGCACCACGCAAUCCCACCCGUAUCAUCACAGCGGCAGACGAUGCCGAGCGUGUUUGGGCAAUGUGGAUGUGAUGGUGAUUGCACCAUCCAUUACAACGCAUCCACCCAACACUGCAUCAACGCUGUGCAAAAGGUCGAGUACACCAUCCAGCUUGGCCUCACCACCAUCUCCUCCCUCAAUGUUGCCGUGACCGUCGCUUCCUUUGACGCCUCGGCUACCCGCACGUGGCCGCAGCGCAAUGUCAACGCGUACCCGCGCCAGGCUACCUUGCAACUGCACCAGCUUCAAAACCUUGUCACCUUUGACGACGUGUUCACUACACUGCGUCACAUCCGCAGACGAACACCAGGCACACACUCACUCGGGACGGCGCUGAACGUUUCGCGAUACCUGUACUCGUUGAAGUCCUUUUGCGUGUCCAGUCGGUGUCAGCGUGGCCAGCAGGAGGGCAAGAGCAAGGCCCAGAAGGCGGUGCCAGUGCUCUUGCUCUGCAGUGACGAUUUGGUUCAGGGCGAGCUGUCCGAGGGAGCGUAG
This is a messenger RNA of Salpingoeca rosetta, 1041 nucleotides long. RefSeq lists its product as uncharacterized. Lineage: Eukaryota; Choanoflagellata; Craspedida; Salpingoecidae. The transcript is spliced from 10 exons. The coding region runs from base 1 to 1041 and encodes 346 amino acids. The record is from RefSeq and is a predicted model, not a curated record.